Molecule: messenger RNA, 1912 nt
Organism: Panicum hallii
Lineage: Eukaryota; Viridiplantae; Streptophyta; Magnoliopsida; Poales; Poaceae
Exons: 2
Coding region: 394-1491 (365 amino acids)
Cellular component (GO): membrane
Molecular function (GO): glycosyltransferase activity
Source: RefSeq, a predicted model, not a curated record
UCUCGGGAGCCAGGUCCGGCCGCGCGCGAUGGGGCUCGAUCGGCUUGCGGGAGCCUAGGGGGCGCGGCGCCAUUCGUUCGCCAUUCGCGGAGGGAGCCAUUUUCCCCGGUUCAUCCCCUUCUGCCCAAAUCUCCCGAUUGUUUCUUUGUCGUGUUGCAAUCGCGCUGCUAGCUGCUAGCCCCCAAAUCGCGAGAUCCAGCUCGCCGGGCCUUUUGCGGACUGUCCCCGUCAAUCGCUCUCAAAUCCGCGCUCCUUUUUCCCUCGGAGAAAAAUCUGAUCCCCGCUCCCCACCACCACCAAACCACGAGAUCCGCCGCUGCAUUGGCCGGGGCCUGCUCGCAUUCCGCGAAUCUUGAUCCGAGGGGCCGCAGGCGCGGCAGCCGCUGGCCGGAGAUGACGUCGCCGGCGACGACGCCAUACACCUCGCCGUUCGUGCUCUCUUUGCUCCUGCUCAUAUCCAUCCCCGUCGUCUUCCUCCUCGCGCCGCGCCUGCUCCCGCCCAAGACGCUCCCGGCCAUCCCGGACGUCGACGAGUCCGACGACCUCGCCCUCUUCCGCCGCGCCAUCCUCUCCUCCUCUUCGGCAACCCCAGCGCCACCCACCUCCGCCGCCUCCUACUUCUUCCGCCGCCGCCCGGCACCCAAGAUCGCCUUCCUCUUCCUCACUAACUCCGACCUCGUCUUCUCACCGCUCUGGGAGAAGUUCUUCCGCGGCCACAAGAACCUCUUCAAUCUCUACGUCCACGCUGACCCCUACUCCGUCCUUGAGCUGCCGCCCACACCUUCCUUCCGCGGCCGCUUCGUCCCCGCCAAGGCCACGCAGCGCGCCUCCCCCACCCUCAUCUCCGCGGCACGCCGUCUCCUUGCCACAGCACUCCUAGAUGACCCCAAUAACCAGUUCUUCUCGCUCCUCUCGCAGUCCUGCAUCCCGCUCCACCCUUUCCCCACCCUCUACAAUGCCCUCCUCUCUGAAACUGCUGGCCCUCAUAGCCGCCACCGCAGCUUCAUAGAGAUAAUGGACAACAUGGACAAUGACACCACGCUGCUGCACGACAGGUACUAUGCGCGAGGUGAUGACGUGAUGCUCCCGGAGGUUCCAUAUGACCAGUUCCGUGCUGGAUCGCAGUUUUUUGUGCUCACAAGAAGGCAUGCCAUCAUGGUGGUGAGGGAUAUGCGGCUUUGGAAGAAGUUCAAGCAACCCUGUCUAAUCAAACGCAGGGAUUCAUGCUAUCCGGAGGAGCACUACUUCCCCACAUUGCUUGAUAUGCAGGAUCCUGAGGGUUGCACCAAGUAUACCUUGACGAGGGUAAAUUGGACAGAUUCAGUGGCAGGCCACCCACACAUGUACGAGCCUGGAGAGGUAUCGGCGAGCUUGAUCAGGGAGCUGAGGAAGUCGAACAACACACAUUCAUACAUGUUUGCCCGCAAAUUUUCUCCCGGGUGCCUUGAGCCGCUGAUGGAGAUUGCUGAUUCAGUCAUCCUACGGGAUUAGGCCUGAAGCAACCACCAUUUCACGGUGUCAGAGUUUGUACACUGAAAUGAAUGAGGCAUUGAAGAAAUGCUUGAGCGCAAUGCUGUUUUCACCCCCACUGUGAUUCGAUGGACAGACAAGUAGCUGUCCAUCUCUGCCCUCUAAAACCUUCUCGAGGAACAACAUAGCCCCUUCUUGGAAUUGCUUUCUUCAUUAUUCUUUACAUGGGAGGAUGCGCUCUUGCUUGGAGAGGAGUAUGUAUAGCCACGGAUAGUCCCUUUGUGAGACUGAGUGGUACUUUGAAUGCAACAGUUUCUUGUCAAGUGACAGAGCAGUAGUUAGUGUGAUCAUCCUAUGUAUUACAUGGAGCCACUUGUGAAUACAUGCAGUGAUGGUUUGUAGAUUGUUGAAUAUAUACCAAUUACAUGUUUUAUUAUAAGUU